AUGCCUGCGAGGAGAGUCUGCCACUCACAGGUGCAACGCAGGCAGGUGACGGUGCUUCAGCUCCCUCUUGCUUUCCCCAUUGUACCCCACCAGCACGGCGGUACUCUGCAGAGCUACUGCCUUGGCUUGCUUUCCUUUUCGUCUCUUCUUCAUUCUUCUGAACGCUCCAUCGAUUUCCUGUCGCCCAUAAUGCAGGCUCAGAUGAUGCUCGGGCAGGCACUCGAGCACUACACAAUGAUGGACUUUGCCAACCUCGUUCUCGAGCAAUGCUGGGACAUUUGCUACGACAGCCAGCUCACUCGCCGCGAACUCGCCGGCAGCGAGCUGCCUGAUGUCAAGGUGCAGAAGAUGGAUGCCUGCGCGCGCAAGUGCGUCGCACGGCACUUUGAAGUCCUGUCGCUGCUGUCGGCGACGCGCGAGCUGCGGGAAAGAGAGCGGAUGCAGGGGCUUCCACCUGGUACGCUGACGAACAUGUAG
This is a messenger RNA of Leishmania braziliensis MHOM/BR/75/M2904, 477 nucleotides long. RefSeq lists its product as hypothetical. The transcript has a single exon. NCBI's taxonomy places the organism in Eukaryota, Euglenozoa, Kinetoplastea, Trypanosomatida, Trypanosomatidae. The record is from RefSeq and is a predicted model, not a curated record. Bases 1 to 477 code for a protein of 158 amino acids.